Molecule: messenger RNA, 609 nt
Organism: Drosophila montana
Lineage: Eukaryota; Metazoa; Arthropoda; Insecta; Diptera; Drosophilidae
Exons: 4
Coding region: 101-571 (156 amino acids)
Source: RefSeq, a predicted model, not a curated record
GCUGCAGAGUAUUUCUUAGUUAGGCACUUCCGACUGAAGCACUCUAACAUGUCGUCGCAAUAGUUUUGCCUAUCAUGUCAACGACAACAAAAUUCUCAGUAUGACUUUUCCUGUUCGUUGCUUCAAUUGGAUUUUUUUGUUUAUCUCGGCGAUUUUGGAAUUGGUUGCGAUAUAUUAUCUGAUUGAGCUGCUUUACUCGCACUGUGUGCGUGGUGGCGAGUAUGGAAUAUCGGUGUGGUUCUUUAUAUAUUUUCUACCAGCGAUUGCCGCUCAUACAAUUUUAUUUGUCUGUUUUCGCCUGUUCUGUCGCACUGUCGGCCUGGAUCCCGUUGCAAUUGUAUUCAAUCUAACUAGCGGCGUCAUAUUGAUUAUUGCCACGCUUAUCGAGCUCAUCGCAAUGAGGGAUCAUUGCGGCAACGAGUUCGGCAAAUUGUUCUAUAUCUCUGGUAGCUGUGGACUGAUUGCGGGCAUAUUCCAUCUAGGUAAUGGCAUCAUGUGCCUCAUAUUCAUUCCACCGGAGGAGGCACGUUACAUAAAGUCCUCGAGAAAGUCAAAAAAGUACGUAUCGUGACUUUCUGAGAGUCGAAUAUAUUGCAACUGGACGAAAUC